UCCUUUCCACUUCCUGCAAGAAAAUAAACAGGCAUUGAAAAUGGCCAAGAGAACCAAGAAGGUUGGAAUUUGCGGGAAGUAUGGUACACGUUAUGGUGCCUCACUGAGGAAGACCGUCAAAAAGAUGGAAAUCUCUCAGCAUUGCAAAUACACAUGCCAAUUCUGCGGCAAGGAAUCCAUGAAGAGGAAGGCUGUUGGUAUCUGGUCAUGCAGACGUUGCAGGAAGACAGUUGCUGGUGGUGCCUGGGUAUACAGUACCAAUGCUGCUGCUACCGUCAGGAGUGCUGUCCGUCGUCUUAGAGAAAUGAAGGAACUUUAAAUGCCCGUCAAAUAAAGAAACAACAAAACAAAA
Molecule: messenger RNA, 352 nt
Organism: Ylistrum balloti
Lineage: Eukaryota; Metazoa; Mollusca; Bivalvia; Pectinida; Pectinidae
Product: large ribosomal subunit protein eL43
Exons: 4
Coding region: 41-319 (92 amino acids)
Biological process (GO): translation
Cellular component (GO): ribosome
Molecular function (GO): structural constituent of ribosome
Source: RefSeq, a predicted model, not a curated record